Molecule: messenger RNA, 579 nt
Organism: Mercenaria mercenaria
Lineage: Eukaryota; Metazoa; Mollusca; Bivalvia; Venerida; Veneridae
Product: glycosyltransferase-like protein gnt13
Exons: 1
Coding region: 1-579 (192 amino acids)
Source: RefSeq, a predicted model, not a curated record
AUGAGCAGCUACAGUGUUACAGAACCUGUUGACAAUAUUAACCAAAACUUGAGCAACUACAGUGUUACAGAACCUGUUGACAAUAUUAACCAAAACUUGAGCAGCUACAGUGUUACAGAACCUGUUGACAAUAUUAACCAAAACUUGAGCAACUACAGUGUUACAGAACCUGUUAACAAUAUUAACCAAAACUUGAGCAGCUACAGUGUUACAGAACCUGUUGACAAUAUUAACCAAAACUUGAGCAGCUACAGUGUUACAGAACCUGUUGACAAUAUUAACCAAAACUUGAGCAGCUACAGUGUUACAGAACCUGUUGACAAUAUUAACCAAAACUUGAGCAACUACAGUGUUACAGAACCUGUUGACAAUAUUAACCAAAACUUGAGCAACUACAGUGUUACAGAACCUGUUGACAAUAUUAACCAAAACUUGAGCAGCUACAGUGUUACAGAACCUGUUGACAAUAUUAACCAAAACUUGAGCAACUACAGUGUUACAGAACCUGUUGACAAUAUUAACCAAAACUUGAGCAACUACAGUGUUACAGAACCUGUUAACAAUAUUAACCAAAAAUAA